CCCGCUGUGGAGCUUGCAGUUGGGCACGGGGAGGAUGGCUUGAACCUCGCUGCCCGGUUGGUGUCCAGGGCAGAGACUGGGGGUCGGAAUCACCCAUCCUCACCGCGAGAGCCUGGUUGGAUGGGAUGUACGGUGAAUCUCGGGUGCUGUGAGGGAACCCCUCGCCCCCUGCUAUCUUUUGCGCCCCUGAGGCGGGAAGCGCAAGCCCCAAAGCAGCCGGGCAAAAGGAAGAGGAAACAGCUGUCAAGGCCUCAGGACCUGGAAGCAUCCACAUCCCACACUUUCAAAGUGAAGAGUUUCAAGAAAGUAAAACCAUGUGGGAUAUGUCGUCAGGCAAUUACCCGGGAAGGUAGUACCUGCCGAGGUUGCAAGCUGUCCUGUCACAAGAAAUGUGAAGCCAAGGCUGCCACACCUUGCAUGCCUGCUGGCAAUCAUGAACUGCCAUCCACUGAGGAGAGCCCUGCAAAACAUGUAGAUACCCCGGUGUUUUCAAGAUCCCCUCAAAUUAUGCAGGCACAACGUAAACCUUCAAGGAACUUGAGCCUAAACCAGGCCAUGGAAGACACUUGUGAACUAGAUCUGGUAUAUGUCACAGAACGGAUAAUUGCUGUCAACUUUGCAAGUUUGUCGGAAGAACAAACCUUCUGCAGCAACCUGAAGGAGGUGGCUCAAAUGCUUAAAUCCAAGCAUGGGGACAAUUAUUUGCUUCUUAAUCUAUCAGAGAGGAGGCACGACAUCAGCAAGCUACAUUGCAAGGUGCUGGAUUUUGGGUGGCCUGACUUGCAUACCCCUGCGCUGGAGAAGAUAUGCAGCAUCUGCAAGGCCAUGGACACGUGGCUCAAUGCUGACCCACACAACGUGGUAGUGCUGCAUAAUAAGGGAAACAGAGGUCGAACAGGAGUUGUUAUUGCUGCUUACAUGCACUAUAGCAAUAUCUCAGCCAGUGCAGAUCAGGCUCUGGACCGGUUUGCCAUGAAGAGGUUCUAUGAGGACAAAGUGAUCCCAGCUGGGCAGCCAUCUCAGAAGAGAUAUGUCCAUUACUUCAGCGGUCUGCUGUCUGGCACCAUCAAAAUGAACAACAAGCCCCUCUUCUUGCAUCAUGUCAUCAUGCAUGGGAUACCCAACUUUGAGUCUAAAGGAGGCUGCCGGCCCUUCCUCAAGAUAUAUCAGGCAAUGCAACCGGUCUACACAUCAGGAAUCUACAAUGUGCAGGGAGAUAGCCAGACGAGCAUCUGUAUCACCAUAGAACCAGGACUCCUCUUAAAGGGAGAUAUUUUGCUGAAAUGCUAUCACAAGGAAUUCCGUAGCCCGACUCGGGAUGUCAUCUUUCGAGUGCAGUUCCAUACAUGUGCCAUUCAUGAUUUGGCUAUUGUCUUCAAUAAAGAGGACCUGGAUGAUGCCUUUAAAGAUGAGCGGUUUCCUGAGUAUGGGAAGGUGGAAUUUGUAUUCUCCUAUGGUCCUGAGAAGAUUCAAGGCAUGGAACAUUUAGAGAAUGGCCCAAGUGUCUCUGUGGAUUACAACACUUCAGAUCCACUCAUCCGCAGAGAUUCCUAUGAAAACUUCAAUAUACGUCGUGAAGACAGCAUGGAUGAAGUUGGGCACACCCAAGGACCCCUGGAUGGAAGCCUCUAUGCCAAGGUGAAAAAGAAAGACUCGCUUCACGGCAGCACUGGCACUGUCAACCCCAACCGGCUUGCCCUCUCUGCCGCCCCCAACCACAUUGAGCACACGCUCUCGGUAAGCAGUGAUUCAGGGAACUCAACUGCUUCCACCAAGACAGACAAGACUGAUGAGCAGGCAGCACCUUCGGUUCCCAGCAGCAGUGGAGGAAACAAUCCUAUUUUGACCCCUGAAGAAAAGCGGGAGCUUGAGAGCUUGCUUAGUGGAUUUGGUUUGGAAAACGAAGCCACCAUGCACAACCACAGCCCCAGUGAGGUAACAGCAGGUCUUUCUGCUUCACCAGGCCGCCAUAUCAUACCAGCUCAGGUUCAUGUCAAUGGGGAAGCUGCUGGCUUAGUGGCUGAGAGGGAAACUGACAUUUUGGAUGAUGAGUUGCCCAACCAGGAUGGACACAGUGUGGGUAGCUUAGGUACCCUCUCCUCUUUCGAUGGCACUAUCAACACCAGUGACAUUGGCUAUCAUGAGGCUCCCCGGAUGGAGAGUCUCAAUUCCUUACCCAAUGGUUCAUCCAAUUUCAAUGGCUUAGACAAGCUGCAUGAUUCGGAGAUGGUUAUCAAUGGUGGUUAUCCCUACAACAACCAGAAUGCCUUGCGGAACAUCAUGGGACGUCACCCUCAUGAUCCUUAUGCGCACAUCAGGCCCUCAGUGUCUGCCCAAGAAAAUUUGGCUGAUUAUCACCAGCAUGGCUUCCCUACUCCUGGCUGGUUACAACCCCAGCCACCAGCCUCCAGCCAGCAGUAUCCCUAUGGCUACGACUCAAAUAGCAUAUAUCGCUCCCAGUCCUUCCCCACAGCUACUGCUGAAAUCUCCCAGCUUCCUCAAGCACCAGCCCGGAGCACAAGUAGUCGAGAAGCUGUCCAGAGGGGGCUUAAUUCUUGGCAGCAACAAGGUGGAGGUAGCAGACCACCAUCACGUCAACAGGAUGGUGCUCGAGACAGCCAUAGUUCCAGCAUUGCUAGUGCAAGUCCCCAAUCCAGCCCUUCACAAGCAGCACCCUCUCAAAGCAUAAGCAUCCCUGAAUUCCCUAGAGUUGCCUCCCAGAGGGAAAUAGAACAAUCCAUUGAAGCUCUCAAUAUGCUCAUGCAUGACCUGGAUCCCUCGGUCUCCAUAAUGCCUAAAUCCCAGAGUGUUCCAUUGGCUACCAGAGAAGACAGGCCACAUCCAGUAGCUCUUUCAAUGUCUGCCCAACCUGUGAUAGGACCUCAAGUGGUGCAACCAAAGGCUACCAAUGCUUUUGGCUUGAUUCCAGGAAGCCCUUCACAAAACUCUCUUGGCUCCAGUGUGCCCCAGAUGGCCGAACCAAUACCUAAAGCGCAUCCUAUGAAACUAUUGCUCAACAGUGUUGGAGAACCGGAGUAUCCAGCACAAGAUCUCAGAGAGGCCUAUUCUCCAUAUGGCUAUCAGAAUCAACAGCCAUCUGUAAUACAAGGAAAGAGCCUUGGGCAGAUGGCAGGAAGCCCACCCACAUCUCUCAGGCCCCACGCAGCAGCAUGCAAAGUCAUGGAAGGGCAGCAUCCUCUGCUGAUAUCGCCUCCCUCAUCCACAACAGCAGUCCAAACUCAGAUGCCCUUAAACGAGGCUGAGCAUCACGGGGAAACCUCUCGGGCCUCAGGGGAAGAGCCUUUGCAUCUUGAAGGUCUGGUGGCCCACAGAAUAGCAGAAUACAACGCCAAACUCCGGGACCUCCGGAACAGCAUGAAAAGCCCCCAUCCUCCUCUUCACCGACAGCGAUCCUUCUCUUUUUCUGGAUACUUGGCCCUUCUGAAUCCACCCAGCUCUGUCCCUACAGGAGUGCAGCUGCCACAGGAGAAGUCACCAGAUGAAGGCGAAGCCCUUGUCCGGAGACGUACCACCAGUGAGGGUCAAUACGAGAGCAGUCCCCAGGAACCCAGUUCACCACGAAGCCCGACCGUUCGAUCACCCAUUCACUCUGUCUCCCCAGAGGUGGUCAGCACCAUCGCUGCCAAUCCUGGAGGAAGACCUAAGGAGCCCCAUCUUCAUAGCUACAAAGAAGCUUUGGAGGAGAUACAGGGGACCUCUCCAAGCAGCCCACCUUCCAGUGGUGGUGAGACUUCUCCCCCAACCCCUGCCUUCCCUGUCUCACCACAAACCCCUUACAGCAAUCUGUUGCGCUCUCCACCAGGAUUGGCUAAAACUCCACUUUCAGCAUUGGGGCUGAAACCUCAUAAUCCAGCAGAGAUUUUGUUGCAUCAGACAGGAGAGCCUCGGAGCUAUGUGGAAUCUGUGGCUCGUACAGCAGCAGCAGCAGGCAGUAGUGGUGGGAGCGGAAGCAGCCUUGCUGGGAAGCCCCAGCCAUCUUUGGCUUCAGAGACCUACAGCACUGAGACACCUGUAAGGAAUGAAUCCCUCAACAACUCCUUCGCCUUGCCUAGCCCAGCUUCUGCCAGCAGCCCCAUACAUAGCAUGGACGGGAUCUCUGUUGGUAGUUAUCCUUCAGAAAACAGUACCAGCAUAGCCAUUUCCUCCCAGCCAUCUGCCGAGUCCAGCUUCCAAUCCACUAAUCUUUCUCAGGGUCCUUCAGCACACAGCAGUUACCAAAAUACAUCUACAUCAACUCAGGGCUUGCCAGUCUCUAUGAAUGCUGACUUCCCUGAUGGCCGAACCAGCACUCAACAAGAUAGCCAUCCAAGGCCUCAAGCCCAGAUCAUUGCAUCUGGGGUCCAAAUCAUGCCUGGAAGCCCACAUGCCCUUCAUAGAACAGUAGCUACCAAUACUCCCGCUAGCCCAGGAUUUGGACGAAGAACUGUUAGCACAAAUAAGGUGGCCGUUCCAGGAAGCCCAAGCAUGAACAGGCACUUAAUGGGUCCCCAUAGCACUGUUGUUUCAUCACCUGGGAGUCCAAGCCAUGCUCGUCACCAGCCCGUAGCAGGGGGUAGCACAGCCAUUAUUUCCGGGAGUCCCAGUCUGGAUCGACACAUACUAUGUGGGUAUUCAACUCCAGAGGAAAAGCAACAAACACUGUCUCGCCAAAGCAGUGCUUCAGGUUAUCAAGCUCCCUCUACCCCAUCAUUUCCUGUCUCCCCAGCAUACUAUCAUGGAAUUAGCCCACAUUCCUCUUCCCCUGACUCGGCAGUAUACAGACAGGGCAGCCCCACCCCACCCCAACCAUUGCUCCCCGAGAAAAGAAGGAUGUCAUCAGGGGAUCGAUCAAACAGCCUGCCAAACUAUGCUACAGUGAAUGGCAAGACUUCAUCACCCAUUUCCAGUGGCAUGUCCAGUCCCAGCAGUGGGAGCAGUAUGGCCUUUCAUCAUACUCUGCCAGAUUUUUCCAAAUUUUCAAUGCCAGACAGCAGUCCUGAAACAAGAGCAAAUGUAAAGUUCGUCCAGGAUACCUCAAAAUACUGGUACAAGCCAGAGAUCUCCAGAGAACAAGCCAUUGCGUUGCUAAAAGACAAGGAACCGGGUGCCUUCAUCAUUCGAGACAGCCACUCUUUCCGGGGAGCCUACGGACUGGCCAUGAAAGUAGCUUCACCACCUCCGGGUGUUAUACAACAGAGCAAGAAAGGAGAUAUCACUAAUGAGCUGGUAAGACAUUUCCUGAUAGAAACCAGCCCUAAAGGUGUGAAACUAAAAGGAUGUCCCAAUGAACCCAAUUUUGGUUGCCUCUCUGCUCUGGUGUAUCAGCACUCAAUCAUGCCUCUGGCAUUGCCUUGUAAGCUGGUCAUUCCUGACAGAGAUCCUAUGGACGAAACAAAAGAAACAACAUCAUCCAGCAGCUCAGCAACUGAUUUGCUCAAACAGGGAGCAGCUUGCAACGUGCUGUUUAUAAACUCGGUAGAGAUGGAAUCAUUAACUGGCCCUCAGGCCAUCGCCAAAGCUAUCACUGAGACGCUGGCUGCUGACAUCUCUCCCUCUGCUACUAUUGUCCACUUCAAAGUCUCCACACAAGGCAUCACCUUAACAGACAAUCAGAGGAAACUGUUCUUCAGACGACAUUACCCUAUUGUUACUGUCACCUUCUGUGAUGUGGACCCACAGGACAGAAAGUGGACUAAAUCAGAAUCUGGUGGUGCUGCCAAACUCUUUGGCUUCGUGGCUAGGAAGCAAGGCAGUACGACGGACAACGUUUGUCACCUCUUUGCUGAGCUGGAUCCAGAUCAGCCAGCGGCUGCCAUUGUCAAUUUUGUUUCCAGAGUUAUGCUUGGCUCUUCUCACAAGAGAUGAACUGUGGCUUCCCCCUUGCAGGGGGCUUCUUGCCCUUGAAUUUUGUCGAAGGACUUGGAGUCGUUCCGAGAAGUUGUAGGAGGAAGUGCUUCGUGAAGGAGUGAUGUGAACUGAUGGGGGGAAGGGGGAGGUUUAUUAAAAAGAAGUGAUUUGAAUUGUUGGAAGGCUGAAACCAACCAAACACAUGUAUGUAGCAGAAACCAAGGAACUGACACCAUUGUCUUUCCCUGCCAAGAUCAAGAGAUGGAAACAGUUUUGGCUUUUGGCUCAGCACAAAAUCAGAGAAUUCAGCCCCACAGGCCAAAGUAUGAAUCUUAGUAAUCUUUGUGGGAUAGGUCUAUCUAGUAGUUGCUUGUUUAGAAAAUAAGGCAAAAAUGAAAUCAACUCAAAUACCCAUGACUAUAUGAGCUUCAGGAAAUAAUAUCCAGAGAGAUGCUAAAAAAAAGCAAUCAUUUUUUUUAAAAGCAAAUGCUCCCGCUUCAACUACUGCUGAAAGUAUGAAGUAUGUCUGUAUGAGUGUGUGUGUGCACAUGCAUGUGGUCUGUCUGUGAUAUGCACAUAUUUCAGUAUUUAACGUGAGGCUUUACUGUGAGGCUUCUUGCCUCUGAUGGCUAUUCAGAAUAUGUAUGUCAUUCUCCUGAGGUCACAGGUCUCCGUAACCUGAAAGAAAACUUAUGAACAACUGUUACCAGUAUGAGAGUUACAGUGCAAGUGGCAAGUAUUUAUUUUAAUCAGUAGUCACACUCAUUCCCCACAUGCAUGUGCACCUAAAAAUUUAUACAAAAGAGUUUCAGAGCUCAGAAUCUCUUUUUCGGUAAUAAUUUGUGGAGCAUGCUAGUCAAAGAAAAUACAGUAGUAUCUGUUAAGAGUCUAGGAAUGGGAUCCAGACUAAAUUAUCCUAAGACUCUCUUUCCUGGAAAUGUUAAAACACCAGGAGUUGGGGAAUGCACUUCCUUUUGAGUUUAGGAUAAAAACAGUCCUGCCCAAACUUAUCCUUUUGGAGAGAUACACAUUGUUUUGGAAGUUGCAUGGAAAUAGAGCAAAGGCAAGAUGAAUAAUCCAAUAAUUGGGAGGGGGAAUUCUGUUCUGAAGUCAUUAAGAAUAACCAUUAUAAAAACUUAACUUGUUGAUUUAAGCAUGGCCCUAGCUAUUUCAAAAAGGUAGCGGCCGUAUGGAGGUUCAGUAUGUAGCUAAAUUAGUUCAUUAGUUUUGCAUUAUUAAACUUUAUUUUUGCUUUUGGAGGCAUCAAACAAUAGAUUUUUUGCACUGAUCUGCUAAUAAUGUUAUGCUAGAUGGACAUUUAGUAUAAAAAGGGAGACCUUUAUCAUUUCAUGCAAAGCAGCUUCAUAUCCUUUCCAGAGUAAAUGAGAAAGUGUAGCAGUUGCAGAAAAAAAUGUUAUAUAUAUAUAUAUCUUCUUAUAUUUAACAUCACGGUUGAAUCCUUGUACUAGAAUGAUUUUUGGCAUUUCUAAUGGAGGCCAUAUAUACUAUCUCUGUAAACUGUUCAUGCUUGGUAUCUAUCAAGGAGAGUGUGAAUAAUAUGGAUUGAGCUAUCAGAUAGAAUUUCUGUAGUGUAAUGAGAAUUUCUCACUAUCUUCCCAAACUUCUACCAUUGGCAAAUUUUAGGCUUAAAGAUGUGCUGAAUGGAUAAAAAAGUGUUUUUUUUUCUAUCACCCAAUUUGCCUAUGGCUUUAUUGUCAACGUUUCAUUAGGGUAGAUUCAAGAAAGCCAUGUUGUUUUGCUAUAUAUCAACUGAUCCAGUAGAAACUGGUACAAAAGGUCACUGAAGAGCCCAUCAUGCAUGGAAAUAAUAUAAAAAAACCUCUACCCCAUGCCCUGUUAAUAAACCCAACCCUAUAAAUUUCGUUCACUUGCUACUGAAAUUGCAAAUGUGAUUCAACAAGAUCUGAUUAAAAUAAUUGGAGAGCCAUUGUUGCCUCAUAGACUAGCAAGGAGGACCUAAGUCUUAGCAGGUCUCCAUCAUACUCAUGUGCGCCAACACAAUUCAGUGGCCUCCACUAGAAACCAUGAAUAGAAAUUGGUCUCUCCAUCAGUUUUGUUCUGACAUGAAUAGGUCAUAAAAUAGUGAAGAACAGAAACAUUUUUGGGAUGGAGGCCAUGUUGAUGAGACCCUUCAUAGAAACUCAUGCAAUAUUCAUUAAAAAUCAGUAUGACAACUUGCGAGUUGUGCAGUCACCUAAAUUCCCCCGGCAUUUUCAUUGCCUUCUUAUAUAAUAUAUAUAUGUAUGUAUGUAUGUAAGUAUGUAUGAAAUAUACUGACAAAAUAAUGUAAGCUAAUCAGUAUUUUUUUUUUAAAAAAAUGAAAUUUACACAAAGUAUUUAUUUUUUUUGUUUUGUUUUUGGCCCUGUUGGUUUUAUUUCUCAUCUUUGAUUUUUGCAGCUCCCUUCAUUCCUCCUACCCCAUAUAAUAUUCUCUGUAUGAUUAACCUGUCACCUCCAGAGGCACUGGGAUUUCCCCCCCUGAAAUUCUGGGAGCUGUAGUCGUAAUAUAGCUGGAAAAUACCAGGUCUGGGGAAUGAUGACAGUACAAAGCUUUCAUAUUAUUAGCGUGAUCAUCCUGAACAAAGUGUCCAAACAUGAGUCAGUUCUAUCUCCUGAAUGCUGUAAAAGCAGCAGCUUCUAAUUGUGUGCCCCAGGGCAAUGUCAUUAUACAAUGUUCCUCAUCCCCCCACCAUCCACCCCAUUGUUCAUCCUCUGCCUGAGCAAAUGAGCAUGAAUGCAUUUGUACUUUAUUGUUGAAUGACAUGCAGGAUAACGGUGCGCGUAUGUGUGAAAGUGUGUGAAGAGAGAUUCAUUUCUGGAUAUCGUUGUAUAAAGCAUGAGUUUUGCAACUGAGAAUUGUUGAGACGGAGUGAGAGGUACUUGGAUGGAGUGGGAACAUCCGUUUUUGACAUCCAUCACCCAAGCUCCAAGCCCCAUCCGUACCCAGAUGGGAUGCUGGAGACUGCGAGAGUUUUUCUUUAUGUUUGUUCUAAACGUCUCUCUCCUUCUGAAAAAUUCAAGCAAGAUGAUUUCCCCUCCCUCACCUGCAACUGUGUCACCCUGCCAUUAACCAAUUAGAAAAAGACUGUGUCUAUAUAGAUAUAUAAAUAUUAUAAAUAUAUAUAUUUUUUGAAAGUCUCUAUUUUUCAGAUUUCAUUUUUUUUUCACUGCUUCCCGAAUUGUCCCCAUCCUCAGUGCUUGCUACCUUGUCACAGGAAAAGUAUAUUGAAAGUUAAUGGUUCAUGCCUUUUUUGACACUCAGAUGAAAGGAAGCUGAUAUAAGUAUCCAGUAAUCACAUAUAAGUAAAUACAUUGGUAGGCACAUGCAUGUGAACAAAAUAUCUGCUUCCAGCCAUGCCUUGUGCACUGUUCCUAUACUAACUCACAAGCUAAAGAUGAAAAGUUUAAGAUCCCUCUCUUUUUAGCCUACUUGCUGAGGCAAAGCCUAAUCACAUUAUAUAGCUUGUUGCUUGUCCAGUUUGUAUCAAGACAGUGCUGCAUUUUAGGAAUAAACUUGUAAUUUAUGUAGAUCACCUUCUCAAUCCUUCUCUCAGCCCAGGGCUCUUAAAGUGUAUGUGAGGCAGAAUACCCAAAAGGACAAUUUCUAGAACUAAUGGGAAACCUGACUUGUUCGUAAACCCUACAAUCUUUUUGCAUAUGUUGGUUGGGUCAGAAAAUGAUGGCUUUUAAUAAACUUUCCUCAAGUGGCAUGUUGGGCUACUCCAGUUGUGUGUGAUGAUGUAGACCAAAGACUCAAAAACUCGACCCUGGUCCAUCAUCUGGCAUGGUCCAGCCAUGCCAGAAAGGAUUGUCUUGGAUGUAUAAGAACUGAAAAGGGCAACUAGUUUUCAUUCUAUUGCCCCAAUGUUGGCAAUACCAUCCUGUUUUAUCUCCUUUCUUUUCUAGAAUCUCAAACAGGAGAUGGCUAGGCUAAGCCACCUUCCGUUAAUUCGAUGUCCUUUCAAUGGGAUGACAAGUCCCAGAAUUCCCAAUUAGCAUGGGGUAGGAGUCCUAGGAGUGCCCAUACCAUGCUAUCUAGACAGCAGCAAAUUGAAGAAAAGCUGGUUUAAUUCAUGUGCCUUAUUCACUGGUUCAUCUAGUGAUUUGCUCCAGAUGUGAGUGAAUGACUGGCUAUAUCAACCUUCUUUUUUUUGGAUUUAAUCACAAAUCCAACUUUUAUCAGUGGUACAAAGGGAACUUUUGUGAGGCAGGGCAGACAACCUCUGGUCCAGGUCCAUUUACUUCGCCUUUCUUGAGCUUCAAACCCUGAGAGAACUGUUGGUUUUUUUCUGAGUUUUUAGAGAUACCAGCAAGCGGGAUUUUCUCUGAAAACACUCCACUUCACGUCCAAUACCUGGGGCUCAGGUCUAAUGUAAUUUUAGCACAUGUAUGUUAUGUAAUGAUUUAAAAGAUGUUGGAUUUUAUACAGAAUGCACUCAAAGCACCCUCUGCGCACAGAGUAUUACAUGAUCUUGCCAAAGAAACCUAUUUGAAAUGCACUUUUCUUCAUUGUACAUUUAUUCUGUGUGGUUCUGCUCCUCCACCCCCAUUUUAAAAACUCUUUGUUUAAACUGUGUUUGCUGGUGAAUUUUCUCUGGCAAUUUCUGAAAUUCUGUCUUAGAAUAAUUGGGUGAUUUUGCUAAUUGUAUAUGUAGCUUGAUAUUUAAAGAAAGUUCUUGAGCAGUAAAACAGCCAAAUUAUAUUGCAUUUGUGAGAGAGAGCAGGAGGAAAGCCAUUAUAAACUCACCGACCUUAAGCUUUAACAUUUCUUCCCUCCGAGCUAUUGUAUGAAACUCUCACAGUGGUUUGUUUAAGUCUCGUGUCUAAAAGUAGCUAUUUUCUAAAUUUCCUUCUCAGCAGCAUUAAUAAAUAAUAUCUGACAAAUAAAUAACAUUUAAGCAGGCCCAGGCUUAUUUAUAACCAAGAAAAGCAUCUUUGUUAAACUGGGACAGAACCUUAGCAGACAGAAGAAUAUUAAGGAGCCUGUCUCUUCUCAGUCCCAUCUCUUGCUAUAAAGUCCUUAGACGUAUCCUCAGUGUCAGUAUUGAAGGAAAACAAUUUUCUGAUUUGUCAAUGUAGAUUAAAGGAGCCGCCAUCUUGCCCUUUCUCAUAAGCAGCAAAUUGGCUUGGAUUAGAGUAAUGUUAGAAUCAAGAAUGUGCCUUUUUAUCCUAACGCAGCUGGCGGGCAUUGGCAAAUAAUCUUCUUCUUUUAUAGAGGUUAUUUGACAUGCAGCUCAAUAUAGACAUGAGGAAUAAGUUCCUAUCAUUUCUUUAUAAUAGGGAGGUUGACAUACCAGGAUGUUUUUUCAUAUCGCGGUUCACUAAUUGUCUUUAAUUAUGGGGCAGACAUUGGCCCCAAUGAUAAAAAAAAAACAACAGCCACAUUGGACCAAUAGCCCAACAAGCAGCUUAUAUAUCUGUUCCCAUCUGCAGUUAAACUGGAUGCACUGGAGAAACAAAUGGGAAGAGGAAACAGAGCUGAGUUACAUCUUCUGGCAGUAAUUAGUCUGAAUAGUUCAUAAAAGGUUGAUUCGAAACAGGCUCUGUUCAAGUUAUUUUUGUGCUGUGUAUUUAAGAAAUAUUUGGCAAAAGAACAAGCUGGUGAUAAGAUGUAUCCUGCUAAAUUUCAGGGCAAAUGUUACACUGACUUCAUGGAAUAUCUAUGUAAGGCACAUUGAAAAGUAAUCUGAAAUGCUAGCUUUUGAUCUGUUGCCCUCUGUCAUUUUUCACUAUUAAAAGCAAGACUCUCUCUUCGCUAACAUGAUCAAGAACCACUGCUGGACCUUUCUUUUAUGCGUUAAAUGAAGUGGUUUAAACAAAUAAACACACAAUUAUAUUAUC
Molecule: messenger RNA, 11709 nt
Organism: Crotalus tigris (Tiger rattlesnake)
Lineage: Eukaryota; Metazoa; Chordata; Lepidosauria; Squamata; Viperidae
Gene: TNS1
Product: tensin 1
Exons: 34
Coding region: 121-5865 (1914 amino acids)
Biological process (GO): fibroblast migration
Molecular function (GO): protein binding
Source: RefSeq, a predicted model, not a curated record